Molecule: messenger RNA, 2287 nt
Organism: Megalops cyprinoides (Indo-Pacific tarpon)
Lineage: Eukaryota; Metazoa; Chordata; Actinopteri; Elopiformes; Megalopidae
Product: zinc finger protein 397-like
Exons: 3
Coding region: 338-2191 (617 amino acids)
Biological process (GO): regulation of transcription by RNA polymerase II
Molecular function (GO): RNA polymerase II cis-regulatory region sequence-specific DNA binding; DNA-binding transcription factor activity, RNA polymerase II-specific
Source: RefSeq, a predicted model, not a curated record
UGCGACCCAAACCUCCGUCUGUGAAGUAGUAGAUAGGUAGGAGGACGUCUUUGGUGUACAACUCCAGAAAAAAGAACAAAAUGAGAUGCACGGGUGAGUUGCCAGAGAAAAUUCAGAUGAACAGAAUGAGCACCGUGUGUUAUUGUUAGCUCAGUUGCAGUUAGGACGUACUGCUCACAGUUGUAUUGCUUCGAUUUAGAGCACGGAUACAUUAAAAACGCCCGCAGUAAUUCCCGCAUACAUUGGAAGGGAAAUUAUGCGUCGUUCCAUUUGUGAUUGUUGACUGCUGAGUACGCCUCUCCAGUGAAGCAUCUCCCGCUACCGGGGCAGAGUGGCCAUGGAUGUCAUCCGGUUUCUGGCGUCCCUGCUAGACUUGCACAGGCAGCAGUUGCAGGCCCUGACACGGCAGGGGGAGAUCCAGGCAGAGGUCCUGGCCAAGCUGCUGGAGGCUGAGGGGUGUGGGAAGCUCCACCUGUGCCGCUCCACGGAGAAGGAGCUGCGGAUGCCCAGGAUGAAGCUGGAGGAGGAGGACCCCGAGGCCUACCUCUCAGUGUUCGAGCAGGCAGCAGCCAGCUGUAGGCUACCCAGGGCAGAGUGGGGGGCCAGGCUGGUGGGGCUGCUGAGUGAGGAGAUGCGGACAGAGACCUGCUCCAUGUCAAAGUCACCCACCUCACCCGACUAUGACGCCCUGAAAUCAAGGAUACUGGACCAGGCUUGGGCUGUGGAGGAUCAAAGUAGACUGGACUUCCUCUCCGUGAGGUACGACCCGCGAAAGGGGGCGCGGGAUCUUGGCCUGAGACUGGAUUUGGCCGCCAAGCGCUGGUUGAAGCCAGAGCGGAGGACAUCGGCCCAGGUGGAGCAGCAGGUGGCCAUUGAGCAGUUUGUCUCCCUCCUCCCGAAGGGGGCUGGGGCCUGGGUGCACAGGCAGCACCCAAAGGACAUGGAGGAGGCCAUCUGCAUGGCUGAGCAGCGUCUGAGCCAGUCUGCUGAAGAGGACUGCUCUCCUGCGGGAGCUCCAAGCACUGGACAGUCAGACACAUCAGACACACAGACUGAGCCAGGGGGCACCGGGAAAGCUACACCCCAAAAGAACUGUGAAACACCAGCCUUGAAGGAAAAUAUAACUGAGUCGUUUCUCAGCAAGCUGGACACAGUGAAGCUGGAAUCUGUACACUUCAGCGUGGACAUCCCUGAGCUGGAGGUGAUCUACUUAGAGGAAGAGGGUUCACGGGAAGAGCCCUCAGUCACGCUCAAACAGGAAGUGGGUGAACCAGCCUUCUCACAGCCAAUGGAAGUGUCCCAAACUCUCCCUGACAGAGAGCGUCCCUCACACAGGGCUCCUCACUUUAUAGAGGAGCCGCUCAAGGAGGAGUGUGCGGACAGGAAGUGGAGGGUGAAGACGGCCAGCCGAUCAAUGCUGGCCGGGACUCCUGAGAAAAGUGCAUUUGACAAUGCAGCGAGAGAGGGGGCUGUUGACAUGCCGCCGCACCAGCCUCGGAAAUAUAGCGCUGUCAUUGCGGAGCCUCUUGCCCCACCUCCCGCCGCCGUGUUUGGUCCAAACCCUUCCGAGGGGCCGUCGGCCGCUCCUCUGUCACCCCCAUCCCUGUCCCUACCGUCCGAGCUGGCUCUUCCACGUUACCAGGACGCCAGGACACGCCUGAAGGAGAGGGACGACCUGAGGUGGGGCGAGAAAUGGCGCCCGUUCCUCUCCAAGCUGGCGGUGAAGAGGGGCCCCGGGGUGCGGAGGAACCCCCUGAGUACACCGGAAAGCGGGCCUGCCCUCUGGGACCAAGACCGGCUGAGGCGCCUUCAGAGGGCCCCCGCGGGCGAGCGCGCCCAUCACUGCCCCGACUGCGGGCGCACCUUCACCCAGGUGAGCAGCCUGCAGGAGCACCGCAAUAUCCACACGGGGGAGAAGCCGUUCCGCUGCGAAGAGUGCGGGAAGGCCUUCCACCACCGGCGCACCCUCAACAAGCACAGCCGCGUGCACUCUGGAGAGAGGCCCUUCCACUGUGCCCAGUGUGGCUGGACCUUCAAGCUUAAGGACGCCCUGAAGAGGCACCAGCUCACCCACAGCAGGGAGAGGGGCAGCCACGGCUGCGUGGCCAACGGCGACAUCGUGGCCAGCAUGACUGACCUGGCGGACAAGGUGUUCUCCUGCAUGAAGGAUGCUGGGGUGGGCUUCCUGUGAAGAGGUAGAAUCCACCAGCUGAUGAGCAAGCGGCUCUUUGCUCUGGUGCAUUCUCCCCUGGAAGCAGGCCUGUUACCUCCUCACUUUAGACCCUCU